UGCAAACCUGUGAAAUGUCACCCGGCGGAAAUUAACUGCCUCACGUUUCAGACGGAAAGUUCCAUCAACUUCCCUCGGGAGAGCUGCUCAUCCAUAACCUAGAGUUCAGCGACCAGUUUCCGACGUACCGCUGCAGGACAAUGCAUCGCCUCAGUCGGCAGGUUGUGGUCAGCAGUCCUGCGAAUGUUAGAAUAACAGAACAUCGAGGCAUCGUACCGCCAGUCAUUGUGGAAAAUUCAGGAGCAGUCACCGUAUCGCAAGACGAGGGAGCAGCAUUAAUAUGUAUAGCGCAUGGAUGCCCAGCACCCGAAUACAGGUGGUAUAAUCACGCCGGUUUGGAGCCAAGUCUGAUUAUGCCUGGACCAAGAGUUCGCCAAUUAGGACCUGUCCUAGCAAUAGAGGCGGUAACAGCGGAAGACGGGGGUGUAUACCGCUGUUCCGCUUCAAACGCAGGUGGUGAGUCGAGCGUCGAAUUGCGAUUAAUUGUUUCCACAGCUUUGCACGUGGAGAUUUCCCCGCCUUUGUUGAGUGUGCAUAUGGGAGGAAGUGCCGAGUUUAGGUGUGUGGUUUCUGCACAAAGUGGCGGUCCCCAUUUGGUGACAUGGUACAAAGAUGGAAGACAACUCCCGAGUACCGGAAGGGGAUCCAGCGAAACACUGAUCAUCAACAACAUUGGAAGAGAGGACCGAGGGAUGUAUCAAUGUGUGGUGAAGAGAACUGAAGGCGAUAGUGCGCAAGCUUCAGCCGAACUGCAGCUAGGAGAUGCUCCACCAAUUCUUCUGUACAGCUUCAUAGAACAGACGCUCCAACCAGGACCUGCAGUUUCUCUCAAAUGCAGUGCGUCCGGAAAUCCCACUCCUCAAAUAUCAUGGAACCUGGAUGGCUUUCCUCUUCCCAGUCAUGGAAGAUUUGUGAUUGGGCAAUACGUCACUGUUCACGGGGAUGUGAUAAGCCACGUCAACAUUAGCAACGUGAUGGUGGAGGAUGGUGGUGAAUACACGUGCACAGCAGAAAACAGAGCGGGUAAAAGUUCCCAUUCUGCCAGGCUGAAUAUAUACGGAAUGCCCUACAUCCGGCUGAUCCCGAAAGUGACCGCCGUCGCGGGUGAGACGCUCCAGCUGAAGUGUCCCGUGGCGGGAUAUCCCAUCGACGAGAUCCACUGGGAAAGGGGCGGCAGGGAGCUGCCCGACGAUCUGCGGCAGAAAGUCUUGGGGGACGGCACGCUCGUCAUCAACCCCGUCGAAAAAAAGGCCGACUCGGGGGUGUACACGUGCUGGGCGAGAAACAAGCAGGGGCACAGCGCCAGGAGAAGCGGAGAGGUCAACGUCAUAGUUCCCCCUAUAAUUGAGCCCUUUUCCUUCCAAGACGGGCUAUCAGAAGGCAUGCGCACUCGUACCGUCUGCGGCGUGAGUAAAGGUGAUCCACCCCUUGUGGUCUCAUGGCUCAAGGACGGUCAACCAUUGACGCCUAACCUCGGCGUCAACGUUUCGGCCCUUGACCCUUACUCUAGCCUCCUCAGCAUUUCUAGCCUUGAUUCGAGACACUCCGGCGAUUUUACCUGCGUGGCGAGCAACCCGGCCUCAGAGGUUAGGUACACUGCAAAGUUGCAGGUCAAAGUACCUCCCAGAUGGUUGGUAGAACCAGUGGACGUGAGUGUAGAGAGAAAUCGACACGUGUCUCUACACUGCCAAGCUCAAGGAGUGCCGAGUCCAACCGUCAUCUGGAAGAAAGCCACAGCCAGUAAGUCCGGCGACUAUGAAGGAGUCCGAGACCACAUGUAUACUAAAUUGUUAGGAAAUGGGACUCUCUUGCUCCAACAUGUGAAAGAAGACAGAGAAGGUUAUUACUUGUGCCAAGCGGAUAAUGGAAUUGGCACUGGUAUUGGAAAAGUGAUCCAACUGCGAGUCAAUUCUUCUCCUUAUUUCUCUGCCCCUUCCCGGCUAGUCACCGUCAAGAAAGGUGACACCGCUUUACUACAUUGUGAUGUGAAUGGGGACAAACCAAUCAGCGUUAUAUGGCUACGAGGGGGAAAAACGGAAAUGAAUCCGUCCACUAACUACAGAGUGAAUGUUAAACAGGAUGUUACUCCUGAUGGGGUGGCUGCAGAGUUACAAAUCAUCAACGCUGACGCGAAAGACAGCGGUGCGUACUUCUGUCAAGCUAGUAAUAUGUACGGUAGAGAUCAGCAGCUGGUACAACUGAUGGUUCAGGAACCACCAGGUCCACCGCAGAACCUUGAGGCUGCUAUGACAAGUAGCAGAUCUGUUAACUUGAAGUGGCAGCACAAAUCUGGUGACUCGAACGAAGUUUUCAAAUUCAUUGUGGAAUACAGAGAACUGGACAGGUCAUGGCACCAAAUUGAGUUGACCGAUUCUCCACUACCUUUCGUCGCCCUAAUUGAAGACCUGAAACCUGCCACGAAGUACAUCUUUCACGUGAUCGCUGAGGGUCCAGCAGGAAAGAGUUCGCCAAGCGAGGACCUCGUUCUCAGGACGGAACCGCAACGUCCUGCGGGUUCUCCAUUGAAUCCUGCAGCCAGAGCGAUAUCUUCUACCGAAAUUUUAGUGACUUGGUCUCCUCCAAUGCCGGAAUUGAGGCACGGUGAUAUUCAGGGCUUCAAUGUUGGAUACCGGACGGCUAGUAUGGGUACAUACAACUUCACAUCAGUUACUGGAGAUGGAGAAGAUGGUGGUGAAAUAUUGCUAUCGUAUCUCAGCAAAUAUACCAGAUACACCAUAGUCGUACAAGCCUUCAACGAAGUAGGGGCAGGGCCUCUAUCAGAAGCCGUGGUGGUUCAAACCUUGGAAGACGUUCCCAGCAUGCCUCCCGAAGACGUUAGAUGUGCCGCCCUCACAUCGCAAUCGCUGCAAGUCAGCUGGCAGCCACCCCCCACGGAGCACUGCAAUGGACUCCUGCAGGGCUACAAAUUGACAUACGAACCAGUGCUGGACGAUAACUGGAGAGGCAGCGACGAAAUAGAGACAAGGAAAACGACUGCGCUGACAACUGUGAUCACCGGAUUGAGAAAGUUCACUAACUACAGUUUGCAAGUAUUGGCAUUCACCAAAGUCGGUGACGGCGUCCUCACCGCCCCAUCCUAUUGCCAGACCGAGGAAGACGUACCUGGACCCCCUGCGGACAUCAAGGUCGUCGUGAGUUCCCCUCAGUCUUUGAAAGUGUCUUGGCUCCCUCCAAUCGAACCUAAUGGCGUUGUCACAAAGUACAAUUUGUAUAGAAGGAGUAUGGAUGGUCGGACGGAAGUUGAUAACGCCAGGCAGACAAUAUCCGGACAAAAUACCGUUUUUGAAGUGAAGAGCGUCCAAUCACACAUUGAGUACCAGUUUUGGGUGUCCGCUACCACAAGAAUUGGUGAAGGUCAGAGUUCCAAGGUGGUUUCACAGGUUUCCACCCCGAGAGUUCCUGCUAGAAUAAUUUCAUUUGGAGGAUUUGUUGUACGACCAUGGAGAAACUCUGUUUCAUUCAGCUGUGAGGCAGUGGGUUCACCAAGAAGGGAAUGGUUGAGGGGGGAUAUUAUACUGAAGGGAGGAGCCACUCAUAAUAUCCAACUUUUGGAUACUGGAGAGCUGAUUCUAUCCAAUCUUCAAAGGUCAGACGCUAAUAAUUAUACCUGCCAUGUGGAUAAUGGACAAGGAACAGACAGGAUAAUUUACAAUCUUAUAGUUCAGGUACCUCCUUCAGCUCCUCUCCUUUAUGUAACGAGUGCAACAAGCAGCAGUGUUCUGCUCCACUGGAAAGCUGGAAGUAACGGUGGUGCCCCCAUAAGCGGAUUCACGUUGAGUUAUAAGAAGGAACUUGGCGAUAUCAACGAGAUCCAGCUGAACAGACAUGCUAGCAGUUACGAACUGAAGAGCCUCUCUUGUGGGACCACCUAUCACCUCUACCUCAUAGCCCACAACAAAAUCGGGAGUUCGCCUGCAAGCCAUCCGUUACAAGCCCGGACUCAAGGCCACCCUCCAGGAGUUCCUUCGCCGUCUUCGUUCAUAGCACCAAAUUCAACUACGGUGAUUUUACGACUUCACAUGUGGCCUGACAAUGGAUGUCCUAUUCUUUAUUUUAUAUUGCAGUACAAGAAAGCUUCCGAAGUGCAGUGGACGUUAGUGUCAAAUGCCCUGAAGCCACAACGGCGUACUUCCAUCACUGGACUGACACCUGCAACCCAGUACGUCGUUAAAGUGGAAGCCCAUAAUGUUGCAGGGUAUUCCACUGAAGAGUUUGCAUUCAUGACCUUGACCAAAGAUGGAGAUGUACCUCCACCAGACCUAAUGAAACAGGGACAUGAUGACUAUCCCUUCUAUUCAGACAUGAAAGUUGUGAUACCCCUACUAAUUUUAGUAUUAGGAAUAAUUGUUUCUGUGGUAGGGGCUCUGAUCUGCAUGAGACGCCGUCAAGACGAUGCCGCGAAAGAGCAAAUGGACAACCAACAGAAUGCAGAAGCGCAAAGGGAACGUUACUACGCCACCAUACACAAAGUGGCUUUGCAAGCUGGAGAAAAAAUACCAGAGACUUCAGACGACAUAUCGCCGUACGCAACAUUUCAACUGUCAGAGCCGAGUACUUUGCCGCAGAAUACGAUGCUUCACAGCUUCAUGUACCACGAGCAUCCAAUGACUGAAGGCUGUGCUUCCCCUCCGCCGGCAACCUCGUCUGUUCAACGAAACUCACCUUAUUAUAAUAUCCAAAAAUUCCAAAGUACAAAAGGCCAUGGCCGGAGACGCGUCAAUAGAAAAAACGACGUUGACAGCGACGAGAGCGAAUCCGAUCAAGACCAGUUAACGUCCAGCAGGACAGAGUCUUCCAAUCAACUAGAUAUGAAGCACAAACACAAUUUCUUGUAUCAUGGCGCCCAAUCAAGUACCUCUUCAGACAUAUCUCCGAUGUCAGAUCAAAAGUCCCUUCCACGCAGGAAUAGGAAUAGGUGGUUGGCACAAGGAGGUCGAAGCAACUCCCAGAGGCAGAUGCUGAGCCACCUCUCGGUGGCCGAAACGCCGUUCAAAGAGAGACCCGACAGACCACCAACAGAACAGAAUACUCCGGAUAGACCGGAACUGAGCGAAGCCGAAUGCGACAUCGAUACCCUGAAAAAAUUGAAGCUGGGGUUGAGGUCCAGCUUGUGGUCUAGACCCAGCGGGUCUGGGCAGCCCUCGGACUAUUCAAUUGCUGUGUAAAUGGGUGUGAAUUUAAUGGGGCUUUGGUGUAUGAUGUAGAACGAAUAGGUAUGAGAAAAAGGAAUGUUUCAAGUCCCAUCAGUAAUAGAUUUAUUACUCAUGGGCGUGAGUAAUCAUUUAUUACUCACAGUUGUGAGUAAUGGAUAUUUACACAGAAUUGGGAGCGAUAAAGGUCUCAAGCAUAAACAAUGAAGUGAUAUUAGUGAAUACAGUGUGUUUCACAUCGCGAUACCAUUAAAAGUUUGAGGUGAAGCAGGAAAAUUAUCAAAAAAAAUUGAUUAUAUGAAAGUUACUUGGAUAUAUACUGAGUGGUUCGACAAAACUAACAUCAGAAUGUUGAUUCACUCGUUUCCAAUGGAAAUAACUCAUUUGAAGAGUAUUAUUGUAAUCUAGAUAUUUUCAAAAUGUAAUGAAUCAUUCAUUCAAGAUGUAAUUUGUUUUUGGAGAGCUCUUACAAAAUAUGUGGGGUUGUUAGGUGAAUACCUGGCUACUCGAAAGUUAUAACAAAAUAGUAUCAAAAAUAUAUUAUCCAACAUUAAAUUCCUAAAAACUCAAAAACAAAAUCAAUAUAUUUUCAGGUGAUCAACUUUUUCAGUAAUUUAAAAGAAAAAUAUUUUUACCAUUGCACUCCAAGCCAACACUUGGUUUCUAGCAAAUAAAUUGAAAUUGAAUAGUGACAAAACUCAAAAUCUUGAGGUCACCACUGUAGGUUCAGCUAACAAAAGAGUAAAAUCACUUGGCAUUACCCUCAACAGUACUUUAUCUUGGCAUAAACAUACAUAUCUUCUCGUAAAUAAAGUAUCUAGUGCCAUAUUUAUCCUUCGUCAACUGCAAAACAUCACAAACGGUGAGAUUCUAAAAACGACGUUUUUUGCAUUAUUCCAUUCACACAUGAGCUACGGUGUUGUUCUUUGAGGGAACUUUCCUGGUUCGAUGGGAAUUUUAAAACUACAGAAAAAAACUGUAAGAAUACUGGUAAGUGUAUGUUUCCGUGAGCACUGUAGACCAUUAUUCAAAAAAUUACAAAUCAUGCCGUUGCCAACAUUAUUUAUUUAUCAGACGCUACUGGAAAUCAGAAAAAAAUGCUCAGAUGCUUGAGAAACAGUCUGACAUACACCAACACAUCACGAGAAAUGCGGACAAAGUGAGAACAUGCCGUUAUCGUUUGACCAGAUGAAAAAUGAAUUCAGUUGAUUAUAAUAUUUUCAACUCUCUCCCAAAUAAGUUUAAACAGCUCGGUAUCACCAAAUUCAAAAGAGCCGUCAAGGAAAUGCUACUCAACCAAUGUUUUUACUCAGUCUCGGAAUACUACGAUCAUUUUAAGACAGUUCACGUCAGCAUGUCAUAUGAGAUGAAACAUACUCACCGGUAUUGACUCUACUGUGGUAGUUUGUAAAUACCCUAUUAUCAUAGAUGAAUAUUUAUUUGUUUAUAUAUGUACGUAGGCAACCCCUUCAUUGCUUGAUAUUUUUAUAAUUAACUAGUUUCUUUGAGAAAGCCUAUAGACUUGACUUGCUAUAAACAUGAAAAUGUAACGUAGUUAAUAAACUAUUCUAUUCAUUCGUAAACACGGUUUUUGAACACGAAAAAAUCAUUAACAAAAAAAAUUGUCAGGUAAGCUCAUUUAGGAUCGAUGGAACAAGAAAAAUUAGCUCAUGUUCGAUAGUUCAUUAUAAAAUAAUAACUUAUAGAAUUAGAUGAAAAAUGGAAGCAGAAUGUGACACACACUGUAUAUUAUUAUUCUGACAGUUUUAUCGACAGAAAUUGUUUUGUUAAUGAUAUUGUUGAUCAUAUAGAAGUAUAUUAAUAUUAAAAAAAAUAUUUAUCAGUCAUCACAUAAUACACCAAAUGCUCCAAAGUGUUGUUUAUAUAAUCAAAAUUGAAGUUAAACUUUUCUACACAAAAUUUUAGCAAUAUUAAGUUUGUAAAAUACGUUUAUGAGAGAAGACAUUUUGGACACGUUUUAUAAUUAUUGAUUUGACUGAAUUAUUGACUCAAUAGGUAAUACCUCCUAAGUCGAUGUACCAAAAAAGCAAUCACUAUCAAAAUAAAAAUCAAAAUAACUUAUUCCCCUUCCGUAACUGUGAACAGUAUGUAUUAUAGCUCAACUUGAAAUGAAUUGAAUUUAUUGUAAAAUAAAAGGUGUUUUAUUGAAGAGUUCCCAUCAACAGAAAAAAGUUCGCCAAACUAUUGCCUGAUUCAACAGGGUGUUUUUUUCACAUAAUCCCAUAUAUUUGAUGAGAUGAUGAAAGAUAAUUCUGAAAAAUUAUAGAUUUCAUAAACAAUUUCAUAUGAUUAAGAAAAUCAUACUCACAUAUUCUUCACUGAAAUUUUCGAAAAAUGAAUACACGUCUUUUAAAAUCAUUUCGAAUGGCCAAGUAAUUGAUUAUGAAGUUCCUCACGGUACAGUACCGAGUCCCAUAUCAUUCAAUAUAUACAUUGAUGUACUGUUUUUGCUGAAGAAAUCCGUUAAUAGUUAUAUUUGACACUUCACUUGAAAUAAACAUUCCUCAGUUUCAUGUGAAAACGCUUGAAAAAGCUAUUUUAUGGCGAAACAUGCAAUUUCGUACACUGUCUAGUGGAAAUUUCACAAUGAGGUGUUACUUGGAUAACCCACUGAGGAAGAAACAAUCUAAAUUGUAGUCUGAAUAUGUGAAUGAAAUCAUCAUAACUAUGAUUAUGUAGUAAUGAUGAUGAUAAUAAUAACAGAUUUUAUUGAUAGGGAAAUAUGAAAAUCACAUGAUGGGAAUAUGAAUAUUACUGGAGUUUUUUCCCAACACCAAAUCGUUAUUUUCAACACCUCGACACGUGUUUCGAUUACCAAGUGAUCAUAUUGGUCAUUCCAUUCGGAACGGAGGUGAAAUAUCUUGACAUUGUCCUUGAUUAAAAAGUUUUACAUAAAGCCAGACUAUCCCUACGGAUAUGUCGAAGAAUUUGUGGUUAAGCUUGGGGUUUAGGUCCCAAACAAAUUCAUUGGAUUUAUGUAAUGAUUGUCA
Messenger RNA from Leptinotarsa decemlineata (Colorado potato beetle), 8182 nucleotides. It is a transcript of the gene Dscam2, whose product is annotated as Down syndrome cell adhesion molecule 2. Gene Ontology annotation, biological process: cell-cell adhesion. The record is from RefSeq and is a predicted model, not a curated record. Gene Ontology annotation, molecular function: protein binding. NCBI's taxonomy places the organism in Eukaryota, Metazoa, Arthropoda, Insecta, Coleoptera, Chrysomelidae.